UCCGCGACUCGGGCGCGCAAUUUGAGAUUUGAACGUACUGCUGUUGUUCGUCUGGCCCGUGUGGCGACACGACGCCCUCCGAUUGUCGAGGAAAACCAGGGAUAGUCGUUUAUUUCACCAGGAACAAUGGUCAGUAUGAAAGAAGGGACGCUCCGAAACCUAAUGGCGGAGUCUAAUGAUCUCAACAGCUCACAGAGAAGACGGUCGCCGCGUCUGAGUUCUCCUCCUCAGGCUAACGUCAAAGCUGACAGCAAAAUGGCGCUGGCCUCUGUUGCUGUUAAACGCUCCAUCACGGUGAGGAAAAUAGCACCCAGGAAAACCGUCGCACCGUCGGAGCACAACAAGGAGAACGUGCCGAGACGGUCGGUGUCGGAAAGCAGCCAGCAGAAGAAACCGCAGGUCUUCACCCCAGGUCCCGUACCGGGCCGCGGGGGCACCUCCUCGGCCAAGAAGAAGAAGAAGGAGGCCGUUGUCCUGUCACCGAUCCUCCCUUCCUCGCCGCCGGCCCCGUCUCACCCCCAACAGCCGGCAGCGGGUGCAGAGGACGCGGUGUGGUCUCAGAAAGUGCGCCGCUCAUAUAGCAGGCUCGGCGACAAGUCCUUCAACAGCCCCGGCGACAAGUCCUUCAACAGCCCCGGCGACAAGUCCCUCAACAGCCCCGACUCCCUGGACAACCUGUUCGGCUUCGACAAGCUGCAAACACCGGAGGUGGCCCCGAGGGUCCUGCGAUCCAAGACUGGUCUGGAGGCGUCCUGCGCACCCUCGUCUGCUCUGAACUCAUUCACGUCAUUGCUCGAGGCGGAGGACUCCGCGGUCCCCGAGCCGGACUUAAACAUCCCCGGAGUAGUCGUGGUGAAGGAGAAGAGGAGUAGGAGGAAGAAGGUCCAGCAGAUCGGCACCACGGAGCUGGACGCACUAGCUGCCCAGCUGAACGCAGAGUUCGACGAGGCGGAGGAGUUUGAGCUGCUCGUGGAGUAAAUAAUGUGACUGAAGGUAUCUCAUGCAGCACGUUAUUUUCGUCUCUGACCUGCUGGAAAAACAGACUCUGGAAGGACAACACGCAUCUGUGUGCCUCAUACUCUCAAAACACUCACGUUUCUGUACAUUUUCUGCUCUGAAUAUUGUACAUGUUGUUGCUUUGGAGGUGCAUAUGUUUUUUUUAUGUGGUUGUUUAGAACAUUAUUAUUAUGUAGAUGAGUACAAACUAAAGCAUGUUCUUUGUUUUGGUUCAUUAUUGACACAUUAUACAGAUUUUAUAUUGUGAUCAAAUAUCUUUGUCAAAAGGUCCAACUUCGAAAAAACAUUUUGCAAGUAUGCUUUUUAAUUAGGUGUUUGACAGUUUUGAUUGACCUUUUUUAGUCUCAAACUUGUUAGAUGGAGGGAAAAUCAUUUGACCGUUUAAUCUACAUCAUAAUCGCAUGCGGAACCUGACGUUUGUUUACUUUGACACAUUAUUUGCAGGAUUUUAAGAGGCAAAUUAAAUAGACUGACUUGGCAUUUUGUAUUUCUUAUCACUGGAAAAGCACAAAGAUGUAGGCAGCAGUUCAGUGGAAACAAGUAUACUGCCCUUUUUAUACUAUUUUACAGCCACAUUUAAUUGUCAUACUGUUUCAGAGUAAGAUUAAGAUAUCACCAUGUUGUAGACUUAUCUUUUCAUGCAGCAUCUGUCCAUAAUUAAACAUUAAAUUGCCUGUAAAUGUAAA
Molecule: messenger RNA, 1703 nt
Organism: Cyclopterus lumpus (lumpfish)
Lineage: Eukaryota; Metazoa; Chordata; Actinopteri; Perciformes; Cyclopteridae
Gene: cdca5
Product: cell division cycle associated 5
Exons: 1
Coding region: 127-978 (283 amino acids)
Source: RefSeq, a predicted model, not a curated record